Agrilus planipennis (emerald ash borer) is the source of this 1007-nucleotide messenger RNA. RefSeq lists its product as uncharacterized. Bases 1 to 531 code for a protein of 176 amino acids. Lineage: Eukaryota; Metazoa; Arthropoda; Insecta; Coleoptera; Buprestidae. The transcript has 2 exons. The record is from RefSeq and is a predicted model, not a curated record.
AUGUGCGAAACGACGAGAAACGACGAUCAGGCCUGCUUCGCAUGGGCAAUUACGUCAGCUCUGUAUCCCGCACAAGCGAACCCGCAAAGAACCACUUCCUAUCCACAUUACUCCCGCACUUUGGACUACGACGGUAUCCAAUUUCCUAUGAAAUUAACUGACAUACCGAAAUUUGAAUCGAAGAACCAUUGCUCUGUGAAUGUCUACGGGACUGAAUCCGUUUUGAAAGAUGGAAAGUGGACAUGGGAAAUCGUUGGCCCCCUUUACUACUCACCCAUCAAGCGACGGCUACACUUCAAUCUGCUCUUGCUCGAUGAUGAUCUAGGAAAUAAUCAUUACUGUUGGAUAAAGGACAUGUCCCGUUUACUUUCUCAACAACUUUCUAAAACUGGACAUCGCAAAUUCUUAUGCGACGGUUGCCUACAAUACUUCUCCACUUUACCUCACCUACAUCGUCAUCAGCAGCAUGACUGUAAUCAUGUCUACACCAGCCUUCCCAACGGUGAUUUCAAGAUGGAUAAGAUGGUUUGAAGGUCCAGCGACGAUGCAUCUUAUUGUUGAUGGUAAUAAAGGCCCAUGACGAUUUAUUUUCGCAGCAAUGUUGAAGUCGCGAUUGGUUAUCGGUAGAGCAGAUGGAUGUUGUACUAUCCGCAUGUUUCUUCAUUAUUAAACGAUUUUGCUGUGUUAACGGAUAUAUAAAUUUAGAGUUAACGUUGCUUAUAUAGUCAGUUGGUUCGCAAUAGUGAAAGCACUCACACCAAACCUAAUACAUGAAACGCGGCGUUCUGAAUAGUAUUAUAGAUAAGUUACCCAUUGAAAUACACCUCCCAGGUUAUAAUUUUUGUGGUCCAGGGACACGAUUAAACAAACGAUUAGCGAGAGGUGAUAUCGGUAUAAAUCCUCUCGACGAAUAUUGUAAAUUGCACGAUAUUGUAUACGCAAUUUCACCAGACAUUUCACAACGUCGAAUAGCGGACAAGGUUUUAGCGCAUCAAUCUUUACGAAGA